AUGUCGGCCCCACGAACAAAGCGCCCCUUCGCCGGCGCAUCAAGCGACCCGGCCCAGCGCCAAAUCACUUCCUUCUUCGCCACCCGCUCCGGUCCAGCGCCCCCCGCCGGACCCUCGCCCACUCCGGCCUCUAACAACCUCCCCUCCGAGGUGCAGUCCAACCUCCUCUCCGUCGGCAUGCGCGUCCGCAAGUCCGUUCCCGAGGGGUACAAGACCGGAACCUACAGCAGUUUCAAGCUUUGGAGCGACACCACCGAACGCCGCACUCCCGUCGUCCGGACAACCAACGCCGCCAGCACCCCGAAUACCACCGCCCGCCACCGCAGCGCUGCCGCCCAGCGUGAGCUUUUGCCGUUCUGCGGCAUCAACAAGGUUGGCGGCCUGGCCAGUCAGCCGACACACACCAGCGAGUAUGAGUACGAGGAGGACGGUGUGCCUGGUCUGGACGAUAUGCCCGGCCUAAGCAGCUCUCAGGAGAGCGUCGAGAGCGUCGAGAGCACCGCCAACGACGGACGGAGCAAGAAGCGCUUCUUUGCCGACGAGGAGACCGAUGAGCCUGUGCAGGUGUGGGCGAACCGCACGGCGUGGCUGGAAGGUGAAGUCAGCCCCCGGAGCCUGGCGCCGUCCGGAUGGGCGAAUGCCCGUCCGUUCGCAGUGCCGAGGAAGAGCCGUCGCAAGCCCGCGGCGGAGCAGGAGAACUUGGUCGUCGACGAUUUCGAUGAGGCGGACUUCCUCGUCUCGCCGGACACCGAUAUGAGCGAUGCGUAG
This is a messenger RNA of Colletotrichum spaethianum, 768 nucleotides long. RefSeq lists its product as uncharacterized. Gene Ontology annotation, molecular function: ribonucleoside-diphosphate reductase inhibitor activity. The record is from RefSeq and is a predicted model, not a curated record. The transcript has a single exon. Lineage: Eukaryota; Fungi; Ascomycota; Sordariomycetes; Glomerellales; Glomerellaceae. Gene Ontology annotation, cellular component: nucleus; cytoplasm. Bases 1 to 768 code for a protein of 255 amino acids.